Molecule: messenger RNA, 1167 nt
Organism: Trichoderma virens Gv29-8
Lineage: Eukaryota; Fungi; Ascomycota; Sordariomycetes; Hypocreales; Hypocreaceae
Exons: 2
Coding region: 1-1167 (388 amino acids)
Source: RefSeq, a predicted model, not a curated record
AUGUCUACCAGUCCGCCUCGAAACUCGGAGCCGCCUGCGCAAUCGGACGACUCGGCGCCUCCUUCUUCAACUCCAUCUCCGCCACCGAGCUCAACGCCAGAGCCGCCGCCAUCAUCAACGGCACCACCACCUCCUCCUUCGUCAUCGACAACUCCGCCGUCUAAUCCGCCGUCCAGUCCCCCGUCCUCGUCUGAGCCGCCAUCUGAACCUCCAUCGAGUUCCACCACUCCUCCUCCGCCGCCUACUUCAUCGUCAUCGACAGAGCCCCCGACUACCUCCACGGAACCACCUUCAUCUACGUCGAGUUCAUCCUCGACAAGCUCGACGACCUCUUCUUCUUCUACGACAACAACGGAACAAAGCACGACCAGCUCUGAGUCUACAACAGCACCUCCUUCAAGUACUACUUCCAGUUCAUCGUCGACGACAACUGAUGACACUACCACUGAUAGCAGCAGCGGUCUUGAUUCAAAGGCCAAGGUGGCUAUUGGUGUCGUUGUUCCCAUCGUCGCCAUUGCCAUCUUAGCUGUCAUUGGACUUUUCCUGUGGAAGAAGCGUCGUGCGCGCCGGGAGGCAGAGGCCGAGCGACGAAAGGAGGUUGAGGACUAUGCUUACAACCCCAAUGCCGAUCCCACCAUUCCAGUAGUUGGCAUGACCGGAGGAGAUGCGUAUGAGAUGAGGGAGGAGGGAUCUGUUGGCUACCGAGGCUGGGGAUCAACCCCCCAUGGCGGCUCAACAGGCCGAAAGGCUUCGACUACGAUUUCUGGUGCCACCGGCGGCUAUUCUGACAUUUCGCCUCCCCGUGGUGGCAACAUGUCUGAAGCGGCAUUGAUUGAUGGUCCCGAAGGAGAGAUUUUAGGCGCCAUGGGGCCGUCGGCGGCAAACAACCGCGGCGAUGUUCGACGAGGAGCUUCCAACGCAUCUUCUUCGUACAGCGCGACCGGCCGAUCAGAUGGCUCUGACGCGGGCGCGGGCAUGGCCUAUAGCACCGGUGGCGGCUACUAUGAUCAAUAUGGCCAGAGCCCCUAUGACACCGGCUACGGCAAUGGAGCCAGCGAGAUGCCUGCUCCUCCCAUCAUCCGUGACAAUCCCGCUCGGCGCAGCACGCGCGUUGAAAGUCCUGGUCACUUCCCUCAGCAGAGCGCUGGCAUUUCCCAGAACUUCUAA